Messenger RNA from Etheostoma cragini (Arkansas darter), 3320 nucleotides. RefSeq names its product 1-phosphatidylinositol 4,5-bisphosphate phosphodiesterase delta-4-like. Gene Ontology annotation, molecular function: calcium ion binding; phosphatidylinositol-4,5-bisphosphate phospholipase C activity. The record is from RefSeq and is a predicted model, not a curated record. Lineage: Eukaryota; Metazoa; Chordata; Actinopteri; Perciformes; Percidae. The transcript is spliced from 16 exons. Gene Ontology annotation, biological process: lipid metabolic process; intracellular signal transduction. Bases 378 to 2612 code for a protein of 744 amino acids.
CCGCAGCAGGGACCAGGGAAUUAGGUUUCUUAGAUCCAGGAGUAAGAGAGGGGAGGAGAGAGGAGGCUGAGCCCAAUUUCCCUUCAGACACUCCCAGGCUUUAAAGGCCCUGAGCUCAGCUUUCAGUCCCUGGACUCUCCUUGAUUCUGGAUCUCAGCGUACAGGGCCAGUGUGACAUACACGCCUCCCUUACCCUUAUCCCGGUCCUACUGAACCAUAUCUGAGGCCAGCUGUCUCCUUAAGAGUACGAACCUCUGGAGGUCGAACUGAAUAUCCCUGGCGAGAUCUGUACUUUUGGUAAAAGCAACUGGAACAAGUUUCCAAACCCCGGCUUCUUUUCAGCGGCACACUUCCAUUGGCAUGAUUCGAGAAUAGCAAUGGAUCCUGAAGGUUCACGCAUCGAAGAUGACCCAGAUGUCCAGGUGAUGAUGGCAGGGUCGACUCUGAAAAAGGUCAAGUCCCGUCUGUGGAAGAAGCAGCGGCAUUUCCGCCUUCUGGAGGACGCCGUGACGAUCUGGUACAAGUCCAGAUGGGCAGGGAAAGGCCACUCCACUUUCUCAAUUAGUGAGGUGGAGACUGUGCGUGAGGGCCACCAGUCAGAAGUCCUGCAGAGCACCGCUAAGGAGUUCCCCGCUGAGCGUUGCUUCACCUUGGUCUUUCACGGUCGCCAGUGCAACCUGGACCUUGUGGCCCGGACCUCCGAGGAAGCCAAAGCCUGGAUCGAGGGAGUGCGCAAGUUGAUUCACAAGGCCCAAACGAUGGAUGAGAAGGAGAGGCAGGACCAGUGGAUCCGCGACUGGUUUCACAAAGCUGACAAAAACAAAGAUGGGAAGAUGAACUUCACAGAGGUGCAGACGCUGCUGAAGAUGAUGAACGUGGAAAUGAAUGAGGACAACGCUUUGGAUCUGUUCACGAAGGCCGACAGGUGCGAGAGUGGCUCUUUGGAAAUCGAGCAGUUUGUCCAUUUCUAUAAGAUGCUGACCCAGAGGGAUGAAGUGUGGAAGGUGUUCCAGGACUACUCCGGAGAUGGAGAGAAGUUACUGUUGGAGGAGCUGGAGACCUUCCUGAGCAUGGAGCAGCAGGAGAGAGAGCAGAGCUACCAGCUCGCCGAGACGCUGAUCGACCGCUACGAACCAUCUGAAUCAGCCAAGAAGCAACACUUCAUGUCGUUUGAGGGCUUCCAGAUCUACUUGUGCUCACAGGAGGGCUCCAUAUUCAAUCCUAAGCGUCAGGAUCUCUACCAAGACAUGAGCCAGCCGCUUAGCCACUACUUCAUCUCCUCCUCACACAACACCUACCUCCUGGAGAACCAGCUGCUGGGACAGAGCAGCCUGGAGGCGUACAUCAAGGCCCUGAAGAGAGGCUGCCGUUGUGUAGAGGUGGACUGCUGGGACGGCCCUGAUGGUGAACCCAUUGUGUACCACGGUCACACCUUUACUUCCAAGAUCCUUUUUAGAGACGUUAUUACAACUCUGAAGGAAUACGCCUUCAUGGCAUCGGACUUCCCAGUCAUUCUGUCUCUUGAGAACCACUGUGGUGUGGAGCAGCAGACCGUCAUGGCCCAGCACCUUAGCCAAAUCCUGGGUGACACACUACUGACCACCCUUCUGGAUGGGCAGGUCCCUCAACAGCUUCCUUCUCCACAGGAGCUGAAAGGCAAGAUUUUGCUGAAAGCCAAGAAGCUUAACAACCCAGAAGACGGUCUCGACGGAGCUCAGUCGGAUGAAGUCAGCGACGAAGAAGCUGAAGAUGCAGAGAGCCCGUCUACAGGGAACCCACCUGCUAGGAAGAAGUCCAAACUGUCCAGGGAGCUGUCGGACUUGGUGGUUUACUGCAAGAGUGUGCACUUCCGUGACUUUGAGCAUGCUCGUUCACACGCCAAAUGCUACGAGAUAUCCUCGUUCUCCGAGAACAAGGCCCAGGCGCGUGCUAAGGACGAAGGAACAGAUUUUGUGCGGUACAACACCCGGCAGCUGAGCAGGAUCUACCCCGGGGGCUUCAGGACCAAUUCCUCCAACUACAACCCCCAGGAGAUGUGGAACGUGGGCUGCCAGAUGGUGGCCCUGAACUUCCAGACAGCUGGCCUGGAAAUGGACCUGAAUGAUGGGCUGUUCAGGCAGAACGGUUGCUGCGGGUACGUCCUCAAGCCGGACUUCCUGAGAGACGGCAACACUCAGUUCAGUCCAGACAAACCCGAGGACCGGCAAGGCUACAAACCCCUCCGCUUAUCCAUACAGGUGAUAAGUGGGCAGCAGCUACCAAAGGUGAAUCAGAAAGAGGGCUCUAUUGUAGACCCCCUGGUCAGGGUGCAGAUCUUUGGAGUGCCAGGGGACGAGGGCAUGAAAGAGACCCCUUACAUUAACAACAACGGUUUUAACCCAGUGUGGAAUGUAACUUUAAAUUUUGUCAUCCACACCCCCGAGUUGGCCCUGGUUCGCUUUGAGGUGGAGGACCACGAUAGGGCGUCCAGGAACGACUUCAUUGGACAGUUCACUCUUCCGUUUACGUGCAUCCAACCAGGAUAUCGUCACAUACAUCUGCUCUCCAAAGAUGGAAUAGCUAUCCCCCCCGCCUCCCUCUUCGUCAACAUCAGCAUCUCAGAGCUCACAUGAAGAAGUCAAAUCUGAGGAUAUGAAGCCAGAGGCGGUCCAGUGUCCUCUUUGGGCUCACACAGGAUGCAUACAGGACGCACAAAUACUUUUAUCAGAUGUUGGGCAUUUGCACGGCUCAAGACAAAAACAUUUUUCCCGCUAACUUAAUAUCAUCAAUAGUAAUAAUAUUAAUCAAAAUGCACAUUGGUCCAGAUGACAACAUACAGAAAAGUACACUACACACACCAAAGAAGGCACAGUGCGCCUUUCCCACAAUCCUUCUGGGUAACGUGUUAGAAAUCUGACUUUGUUUCUCAGCAUCAUUCAUUCAAAACAACAUACUGGAUGAUUGCAGUAGAGGACUCUGGUAAAAUAGAUGGACUCAGAUUAAAGGGACUCAUUUUAAAAUAGGGUUGAUGCAUCUUCUUCGCCACAACUACUAAUAAGAAACAGGCCUAAUUUAUAUAGAUAUAUAAAGAUAUAUCAUGUAGUCCUAUAAGCAUUUUUUUAAGAAAGAUGUCUGUAUUUAUUUAUGUUCUUCUUAUGUCUGUUUUCAAUUAUAAUUCAACUUUGUAUGUAAAUAUCGCCCGCUAACUAAACGGUCAUUAUCUGAGGACUGCUGCAUGUCUAGAAUGUCUAAAUAUACCGUUUGCCUUUAUGUGGAGCCUACUGUGCAUGCAGAAGCAACAGUACCUAAAAUAACUGAACGUGUAAAAGAAUGUUAAAAAA